CAUAUAUAUUUUUUGGCUAGUGAGCUUCACGAGAGUACAGAUAACAUAACAUAUUUUGGAAAUUUUAAAAUAAUAAUCAAGUGAAAUGAAGACAUAUCUGAGUCUGGCGCUGUUUGCUGUGAUUAGUACAAUUCGAGCUCUACCAACAGGUUCACAGUGGGAAGAAGAUCCCGAGCUGACUCCCGGCUUCUUUGAAGGCGAUAUUAUCUUGAGACCGUCAAGGCGCAAUGGUAUGAGCGAUGCAACUCAUUAUUGGCCAGACGGUAUCGUCUACUAUAAAUUUUGCGAAGGAUUUGAUGAUGAACGAAAGGCUUUCAUAAGAAAAGCGAUGAAGAUUAUUGAAGAAAUGUCGUGCGUACGUUUUAAAGAAGCGAGCGACCAGCCGUUCUUUGUCAAUAUAACGGAAAAUCCUGGCGGCUGUUAUUCAACUAUUGGUUUUAUGGACGACAUUUCUACAUUAAAUUUACAGAAUUAUCCCAUAAAUACGGGCUGUUAUCGACCCGGUAAAAUAAUUCAUGAAUUGUUGCACAUACUCGGUUUCUAUCACAUGCAGAGCAAUUACGAUCGGGACGAUUAUAUUCGGAUAGCCUAUGAGAAUGUUAUGCCAAACUUUGUGCACGACUUUACAAAAUACACUAAGGACUUUGUUAAAGACUUUGGUGAAAAAUACGACUAUGGCAGUAUUAUGCAUUAUUCGCCGCUUGCUUUUUCGGCAAAUGGUGAAAAAACUAUAGUGCCGUUGCAAGAAAUACCGGAGGGUUUAAUGGGCCAACGCAAGGCCUUAAGUAAAAGUGAUUUAAUCAAGUUGAACAAAAUGUAUAAAUGCAGUUUGUAAUAUUGAGUUGUGUGUGAAGGGCAAAGAGACGAAUUUAAAUGGCCCCAUAAUACUAUAUAACAAGUGUGCUAAGAUAUCUUUCUUAAUUUUACAAUUUCUUUCGAUUUUCGUGUAAGUGUAAUUUCUAUAAAUAUUUAUAACAAAGUUAAAUCUCAGAAAUUUCUCAAUAUUUUCAAAAUCUUUUAACUAAAUGCUACCGUAAGAAUUGGACAGUAUAAAUAGAACAAAAGUUAGACGCAAUCAAUUUUUAAAUUAAAAUCUCUAAUUCUAGGAAAGUAUAAUAGAUGACAAAUCAAAUAUGACGUCCUAUUUAAAUAGGUUUAUUAUAUCAAUAAAGGCUUGUAAAAUAUAUUCCAAAAAUA
Molecule: messenger RNA, 1197 nt
Organism: Bactrocera oleae (olive fruit fly)
Lineage: Eukaryota; Metazoa; Arthropoda; Insecta; Diptera; Tephritidae
Product: seminal metalloprotease 1
Biological process (GO): proteolysis
Molecular function (GO): zinc ion binding; metalloendopeptidase activity
Source: RefSeq, a predicted model, not a curated record